AUGGACAUUGUCGCGAGCGUGCUCGCAUGUGCUCGUCGAUUGUUGCUUGCGCUGCAGAGCAGGAAGAAGAACUGCGAAUGCGAAUGCAAAAAGGAAGGCAAGCAUAAAACAAGAAGGACAACGGAGGAGAGGCAACGCAAGCGGCGGAGCAAGGAGUGGGAGGGAUGGGAGGGAUGA
This is a messenger RNA of Fomitiporia mediterranea MF3/22, 177 nucleotides long. RefSeq lists its product as uncharacterized. Bases 1 to 177 code for a protein of 58 amino acids. The transcript is spliced from 2 exons. Lineage: Eukaryota; Fungi; Basidiomycota; Agaricomycetes; Hymenochaetales; Hymenochaetaceae. The record is from RefSeq and is a predicted model, not a curated record.